Molecule: messenger RNA, 6324 nt
Organism: Labrus mixtus (cuckoo wrasse)
Lineage: Eukaryota; Metazoa; Chordata; Actinopteri; Labriformes; Labridae
Gene: plch2a
Product: phospholipase C, eta 2a
Exons: 22
Coding region: 438-5330 (1630 amino acids)
Biological process (GO): lipid metabolic process; phosphatidylinositol-mediated signaling
Molecular function (GO): phosphatidylinositol-4,5-bisphosphate phospholipase C activity; calcium ion binding
Source: RefSeq, a predicted model, not a curated record
CCAUAUCGCUGCAGCCACACUCUCUCGUGUCUUUCAUAAGAAGCCAGCCGGAUGAGUGCUAGCUGAGAGAAGAAAUUAAGAAGUGAUGGCACGGCAUGAAGACAAGCCAAGCUUUGGAAAGGAGGAAUAUUGAGGAGAUGGUGGGACAGUAAGCAGGUUUGCUGGGGGCAAAGUCUGCACAAGAUUAUUGACCAACUGUUGACACCAUUCAACAGAGACUGAGGACUCACUUUGUUGGCUGAACUUUCCUGGUUACUGUUUUAAACUGAGGAAGGAGCAUCACUACUAUUCAGCUUUUAAAGGAGUUUGAAUAACCCAGGCUUUGGGUGAUUUAGUCAUUUUGAAGAACUUGAGGUAAACGUCAAUUCUCAAACGACACUCCCAUGGAAACUUCCCGGGGAUUUGUAGGCAGCGCCUCCUAAUCUCAGCCGUUCAAAAUGAGCACGCCUAAGCUCAACAACUGUUUCCCCAUCGGCCCGAUGUCCUCAGCUCUGAUGCGUUCCACGGCCAUGGCGGCCACCGGAGACAAACCCGGACCUCUGGCUAAAGGGGCUUUUUCCUCCUCUGAGUGGGACACGGACAAAGAAAAGGAGGAGGCUCGGUGUAAGAGCCAGCAGCAGCAGCAUGAACAGCAGCAGGAACAGCUGGAGCAGCAGACACAACCGACCCCUCAGUCCCAUGUGGUGGAGGAGUUCUUCUGGAUAGGAAACAGCAUCGUGGCUUUCUCUAAGUGGAGGCUCGGCUUCAUGGUGGAGAAAUGUAUGAGCUCCAUGCAGAGUGGGACCCAGAUGGUGAAGCUGCGCGGCGGCUCCAAGGGACUGGUGCGCUUCUUCUUCCUGGACGAACACAAGUCGUGCAUCCGCUGGAGGCCCUCGCGCAAGAAUGAGAAGGCCAAGAUCUCCAUCGACUCGAUCCGUGAGGUGUGUGAGGGGAAGCAGUCUGAGAUCUUCCAACGGUACGCCGAAGGAAGCUUCGACCCAAACUGCUGCUUCAGUCUGUACUAUGGGGAGCACAUGGAGUCCCUGGACCUGGUGUCCGGCACAGGAGAGGAGGCGCGCACCUGGAUCACCGGACUCAAAUACCUGAUGGCUGGAAUCAGUGAUGAAGACAGCCUGGCUAAGAGACAGAGGACCAGAGAUCAGUGGCUGAAGCAGACCUUCACCGAGGCCGAUAAGAACGGAGACGGCAGCUUAAGCAUCGGCGAGGUCCUGCAGCUGCUGCACAAACUCAACGUCAACCUGCCAAGACAGAAGGUCAAGCAGAUGUUCAAGGAGGCCGACACAGAUGACAACCAGGGCACGUUGGGUUUCGAGGAGUUCUGCUCCUUCUACAAGAUGAUGUCGACUCGCAGAGACCUGUACCUCCUCAUGCUCACCUACAGCAACCACAAAGACCACCUGGACGUCGACGACCUGGUGCGCUUCAUGGAGACGGAGCAGAAGAUGACCAAAGUGUCCAAGGAGCACUGCCUGGAGAUCAUCAACAAGUUUGAGCCGUGCUCAGAAAACCAGAAGCAAGGGGUUCUGGGAAUCGACGGUUUAACAAACUACACGCGCAGCCCUGAAGGAGACAUCUUCAACCCGGCCCACUACGAGGUGAACCAGGACAUGAACCAGCCGCUGUGCAACUACUUCAUCGCCUCCUCGCACAACACCUACCUGAUGGGAGACCAGCUGAUGUCUCAGUCCAGGGUGGACAUGUACGCCUGGGUGCUGCAGGCCGGCUGUCGCUGUGUGGAAGUGGACUGUUGGGACGGUCAGGACGGAGAGCCCAUCGUCCACCACGGCUACACCCUCACCUCCAAGAUCCUCUUCAAAGACGUCAUCGAGACCAUCAACAAGUACGCCUUCGUCAAGAACGACUACCCCGUCAUCCUGUCCAUCGAGAACCACUGCAGUGUUCCUCAGCAGAAGAAGAUGGCGCAGUACCUAAUCGAGAUCCUCGGGGACAAACUGGACGUGUCCAACAUCAAAGCUGAAGAGUCUGGACGGCUGCCGUCACCAGAUUUACUCAAGGGCAAGAUCCUGGUCAAGGGGAAGAAACUUCCUCCAAACAUCGACGAGGACGCGGAGGAGGGAGACGUGUCUGACGAGGACAGCGCUGACGAGAUGGAGGACGACUGCAAGCUGAUGAACGGAGAUACGUCGGCCAACAGGAAGCAGGUGGAGAACAUGGCCAAGAAGAAGCUGGACAACCUGAUGAAGGAGUCCAAAAUACGAGACCGAGAAGAUCCCGACAGUUUCACCAUCGCAGCUCUUCCUCCUGCGGGGAAGGCGACAGACAAAACCAGCUCCAAGGGUAAAAGUGAGGACGGGACGGACACAGCGGACGAGUCUAAUCCCAGCGGCAACAAGCGGACAGGACGCUCCUUCAUGGGGAGCUUCUCCAAACGCAAGAAAAAGACAACAAAGCUGAAAAAGACGUCGAGCUUUGAGGACACAGAUACGGACCAAGAGAGCACGAGUAGUGCCUCCAGAGCUCCUUUACACCACAGCAAGAAGAAGAAGACCAUGAAGUUGUCGAGAGCUCUGUCCGAUCUGGUCAAGUACACGUGCUCUGUGGGUCUGUAUGACAUCGAGGCACAAGCGAACUGCAGCUGGCAGGUGUCGUCUCUCAGUGAGACUAAAGCCCACCAGGUGAUGCAGCAGAAAGCCACGUCCUUCAUCCAGUUCAACCAGAAGCAGCUCUCCCGUAUCUACCCUUCCUCCUACCGCGUCGACUCCUCCAACUUCAACCCCCAGCCCUUCUGGAGCGCCGGCUGCCAGCUCGUUGCGCUAAACUACCAGUCAGAGGGCUGCGUCCUGCAGCUCAACAGAGCCAAGUUCUACAGCAACGGCAACUGUGGCUACAUCCUCAAGCCCGCCUGCAUGUGUGAAGGUGCCUUUAACCCGAGCCUGGAGGACCCUCUGCCGGGUCAGAUGAAGAAACAGCUGGUGUUAAAGAUCAUCAGCGGACAACAGCUGCCCAAACCCAAAGACUCCAUGCUGGGAGACAGAGGAGAGAUCAUUGAUCCCUUCGUGGAGGUGGAGGUCAUCGGGCUCCCCAUUGACUGCUGCAAGGAGCAGACCAGAGUGGUGGAUGAUAACGGGUUCAACCCGAUGUGGGAGGAGACUCUGGUGUUCACGGUCCACAUGCCGGAGCUCGCCCUGGUGCGUUUCCUCGUGUGGGAUCACGACCCCAUCGGUCAGGACUUCAUCGGCCAGCGCACAAUCGCCUUCAACAGCAUGAUGCCAGGUUAUCGCCAUGUUUAUUUGGAAGGUAUGGAGGAGGCUUCAAUCUUUGUUCAUGUAGCUGUGAAUGACAUCACUGGUAAGGCCAGAGCGGUCAGCGGCAUAAAAGGGCUGUUUCACAGAAACCCAAAGCAGGCUUCCCUGGACAGCCAUGCUGCUGCACAGCACAGCCGUAAGCACCCGUUCGGCGCCCACCUCCUGCGCCGCACUGCCAGUGCACCCACCAAAGGCCAGCCCAAAAUCAAGAAGGGCUUCCCAGAGAUCGACACCAAAGACUACAGCUCAGAGGGCGCGAGUGAGGAGCGAGAGUCUGAGGACCGGGACAAGGCCUCUGCUGCCGCCUCUCACCAGACCACAACACCACAACACCGCAGCAGGGACUCGCUGGCAUCGCAUCAAGCCAAGGGCCCCUGGGACCGUCCUGACACCAAUGGGGCUUUUCACCCUGAGGAGGGUAAAGACUCUUCCUCAGUGCAGGAACCAGCUCCCUCUCCUCCAUUUCUUGCACUAAACUCUGAAGAGGCCAGAAAGCCACGAUUCAUCCGCUCUGUCUCCACUCCAGAAGAAAGCUUGUCUCCCCAUCACUCCUCAUCUUCACCACCGUCCUCGUCAUCCUCAGCAAUAAAAUCAGACUCCCCGUUGGCCCUCCCUUCCAAGGUGGCAGACAAGGUGAUCAGAGACUUUAAGGAACCGUCUAUCCUUUCUAGAACAACAGAUUCCCCCCUCAAGAACCCCACUGAGAAAACUGUUCCAUCACAGUGCAGUCAAGAAGCCCAGGCCAACCGAAGCCCCCCCUCACUGAUGGAGCACACCCAAAACCAGAGCGAGGACCGAGGAGCUCUGACAGAGAAGAAAAAUGAUCCAGCAGAGUUAAAGUCCAGCAGCAGAACAGAGCCUCCGGCUGCAGCAGCAAAGACAGCCCAGGCCAGGAAAGCGCUUUUCAGCAACCUGCCAACACAUAUACCAGUAAGAAGAACAAAGAGCGAGGGUCAAGUUCAGGUCGCUGUAGACUCAGACCAUCAGGUCCAGUCAGCAGUACCAGAGAUCUGCAUGGACGCUACCAUGAACGACCGCCUGUGGAGCAAGUUAGAGCCGGACAGCCACAGAGACAGCAUGUCCUCGUCCUCCAGCAUCUCCUCCAGUGACACAGUCAUCGACCUGUCCCUGCCUAACCUGGCCAGGAAGAGCCUGCCCGCCCCCGCCAGCGGCGCCUUCGACCCCCCCUGGGUCAACUGUCGUCACUCAGCGUUGGUCUCCUACGACACCCUGCGAGUCAGCAAGAGCAAGUCCAACCCCAACCUUCAACAAAGUGAGUGUGACGAGGAUGAGCUGAAGCCCCGCCCCCUGCAGCCCCCGCAGGAGGCUUCCUUGGACUCCCCCGGGAGACUGACUCAAAGGAGGCACACCUGGAGCCGGCUCUACAUGGAGGGGCUGAAGCAGUCAGCGUCCAGCAGACCGUCCACCGCAGCAGCUGCAGCCCAAACAUCUGCAGCAGCUGCAGCCCAAACAUCUGCAGCCUCCAUGUCCAAGAGCCUCGGUGACCUGACCUCCGACGACAUCUCCUGUAACUUUGACAGCAAGUACCGCAGCAUCAGCCGCAGCUUCAUCGUCAGGCCCGCCAGAGACCAGCUCCGCAGGGGCAGCCCGCGUAAACCACGGCCGCCCAGCGACCUCACAGAACAACUACGGCGGCUGACCGAUGUGGAGCCCUUGACGGCGAGCGACUUCAACAAAACCCGAGCAGCUGCAGAGCCCCAGGAGGAGCCGGAGGAGGAGACCCUGGUGAGGAGGACUUCCUCCAGGAGCCAGAGCCGGGUGCGCUACAUCGCCAACAGGGCUAAGAAGGCCCAGGAGAGGCAGAGGCUCCAGGGCCUGGUCCAGGGCAGGAGUGCUAGCUUUAGCCUCUCUGGUAGUGGGAGUGUUGGCAGCCCCAUCGAGGAGCGGGGGAACCCUGAAGGGGCGUGCUGCGUGGCCCGGAGUCCCUGCAGCAGCCAGGACCUGCUGAGUCAGCUCGCCCCCCACGGCGCCCUCUCCCCGAGACAGUCCCAUUCCUCUCCAGACCCUGAAAACAGUGAAGUCUUUUUCAUGCUCAAACUCUAAGAACUGGCUGACUUGGAACUGAGCGUGAGAGACACAGCGAGAAACUUGUUUUGGAAUACAGUCACAUGUUUUUUUUUCUUUUUUAGAAAAUGUUGCAAAUCCAGCAGAAAAUCUCUGAGAACUGGUUCUAACAGCCGAGUGUUUCCACAUCGUCACAUCCCUUCUUUUUUAACCUGAGCACUCCUGAAGCUCCGUCAUCUGUCUGCACAUAACCUUAGAUAACUGCCAGAAUGUAUUUAGUCGACCCUGGAGCUUUUAAAUAGAUGUUUACGUUGACUCUCCUUCACUCUCAAAGUCUUUUUUUUUUUUUUUACUUGACUUGAGCACACGGUAGCAUUGAUCGCAACUUAGAGAGCACGAUUUUAAAUGACCCAUUUCUUUUUUUAAAUUCUUUUACCUGAGUUGUAACAAUGAGAUGCUUUAUAAUCAGCGGAUCCAUCCACGAGCAAUACUUUGAAAACGAUGGCAUGCGAUCACAUCGACGAUAAUGUACAGUUUGUUGCUUCAAGCUACUGCUUCUCGUGUCCUCGCUGAAGAAUUCAAAAGGAAUAUUUCCACAUGCAGGACAAAAGAUCCUCAUUCUUAGUACUCCAUGUGUAGUGUUUAUGUUGUAAUUGGACCAAACUGCCAACAUUCUGCUCUGUGGCAUGUCACAGCACUGAGCUCCUCUUCAUGCUGACUUUAGUCUUUUUUAGUCCACUGCAUGUCUAUGAUGCACUGUAAUGUUUGUCCUGACGCUGUGCUUUGUUACAAAAAGACUUUUUACAUGAUUUGUUAAUAGUCCAAACUUCUGAUGAUCCCGUCUGAAACUCUGUGUUCUCAUUGGUCCGUGGUACAAACACAAGAUGGAGAUGAUCCGUACCGAAGCACGUUUACUCGUCGGCCUGCUGUCAUGUUUGCACUGCCAUGCCAGUUUGUUUGUGCAACAUUUUUGGGGGCAAUAUUUAAUUCAAACUGUGUAAUUAUGACCUGAAUAAAUCUCAAAUGAAUAUUA